Molecule: messenger RNA, 645 nt
Organism: Fraxinus pennsylvanica
Lineage: Eukaryota; Viridiplantae; Streptophyta; Magnoliopsida; Lamiales; Oleaceae
Source: the annotation of a GenBank genome assembly
AUGGGUUUGGCCAAGACAGCAAUGGUUUUCUUCUUUAUUAUUAAUGUUGUCUGUGUCCUAUCCAUGGCUAUGGGGAAUGUUGUUUACAAGGUUGGUGGUGCUGCUGGCUGGACUAAUAUUGGCAACGUUGAUUUCAAAUCUUGGGCUGCUUCUAAGAAUUUUCAUGUUGGAGACACCAUUCUAUUUGAGUACAACAAAGAGUUUCACAAUGUUGUCCGAGUGACGCACAAGAAUUUCAACGCGUGCAAUUCCACCGCCCCAUAUGAGACCUUUGCCACCGGCGCUGACUCGUUCACCAUAAAAAAACCCGGCCACUUUUAUUUCAUUUGCAGCGUUCCUGGCCACUGUGAAGGUGGACAGAAAGUCGACAUUAGGGUCUCUGCAGCAUCUAACUCAGCCCCCGCAUCCGCCCCUUCCCCCACCGACAGUGAAGCCGUGCCCCCGAGCCACGGCCACGGCCACCCCAGUUCAUCUCCUGUGCUGCCAAAGUUUCAAUCUCCAACAGUAUCACCCUCACCAGUUGAGGCACCUGUACCUUCUGCUCAUGCUCCUCAUAGAAAUGCUGGCGUGUCUCUCUAUUCGUCGUGGAAGCUUUGGGUUCCUGUGGCGGUUCUGUCAUUUGGUCUUUCUGCCAUUGCUUUUUAG